Molecule: messenger RNA, 1780 nt
Organism: Saccoglossus kowalevskii
Lineage: Eukaryota; Metazoa; Hemichordata; Enteropneusta; Harrimaniidae
Product: neuronal acetylcholine receptor subunit alpha-3-like
Biological process (GO): monoatomic ion transmembrane transport
Cellular component (GO): postsynaptic membrane
Molecular function (GO): transmembrane signaling receptor activity; acetylcholine-gated monoatomic cation-selective channel activity
Source: RefSeq, a predicted model, not a curated record
UAUGUUCUUCAGCGCGAGCUGCCGAGAUUUUAUUCAACGAUAUAUUGCUGCAUUCCAGCUACCACAACAAAAUCCGACCAGUGGCCAACGCCUCUGAUAUGUUAACAGUUUAUCUUGGGCUGUCUAUUUCACAACUCAUUGAAAUAUGUGUCUCGUAUACUGCCAUCAACGGUGUGAUACUGUCACGUAGGCCAACUCGAAACCCUCACCAGGAUGAUCUGGACGAAACUGAGCAGGUUAUGGUAAGCAGCGUUUGGCUCAAACAGAGAUGGAACGACUACAGACUGAGAUGGGACCCAGCACGUUACGAUAACAUCAAGUCGUUGAAUAUUCCUAUUCCGAUUCUGUGGAGGCCCGAUAUUACACUAUAUAACACAGCUGAUGGGGAGUACGAUGUAUUGGUCCCCAAUAAAGCAUUGGUAACCUACGAUGGCACAGUGAAAUGGAGUCCACCUGCUGUGUACAAAAGUGUAUGCAAGAUAUGGAGCAAAGACUUUCCUUUCGACGAGCAAAAGUGCGUCAUGAAAUUUGGAUCGUGGACUUAUAACCACGAUUUUCUGGAUCUGCGGCCCAUGGAUAACCAGGUGGACCAGGCAGACUAUUGGGCUAACGGCGAAUGGUACAUCGUGGAAACGCCUGUAGAGCGGAAUGUCAUUCGUUAUGCUUGCUGCACAGAUCAGUACGUCGAUAUUACGUUUGCGUUCAUUCUUCACCGAAAUCCUUUGUUUUAUGUCGUCACGCUCGUCGUACCGUGUCUUUUGAUAGCCUUUUCCACACUACUCGUGUUUUAUCUUCCAACUGACGCACAGGAACGCAUCACGCUCAGUAUUUCCAUCCUUAUUGCUGUCAUCGUGUUUCUUUUGUUGAUUCCGUCUCUGCUGCCACCAACGUCCGAUCAGGUGCCCUUGGUUGGACGAUUUAUCCUGUUCACUCUCUGUAUGAGCAUUGCCUCUUUACUGGGGACUAUUUUAGUCAUCCACGUCCACUAUCGCACAGCCGAUACACACGUGAUGCCUCGCUGGAUGCGCGUGGUUUUUAUUAUCUACAUGCCUCGCAUUUUGAGAGUGGAACGACCGACAAGCAAAGAGGAUUACGAAAACUACACCAAAGAAAGACGACAAGAGAAACUCAAGCAAGGCUAUAUGAACAACAGUCAGAUUUGGACAAAUUAUUCAAACGGGCGGAUUUAUCAUUCAAGGAAAUCGUUGGGUAAACAGGCUGCUAGGUUUAUUGUUGAGGCUGUCAGUCCGUCAUUACUAGAAGAGAUCGAAUGGCGGGAAGGCGGGUGUGGCGACGACCACCCAGAAACCUUACAACAGGCUCAAAGCCAGAUACCGUUGCCGAGCCACUACAUCCGGGCAAUUGAUUGUAUACAUUAUAUUGUAAGUCAUUUAAAGAAGGCAGACGAGGAGGAACAGAUAUCUGACGACUGGAAAUUUGUUGCCCUGGUGAUGGAUCGUAUGUUACUGUGGCUGUUUUUUAUCGUUCUUAUUAUUAUGACGACAGCAACGUUCAUGGCACCGGUAACAUUCUGGGAAAGUGAAAACACGCAUCGUAUACCAAGAAUAGAAAAACCAAUAACAAUCAGUUCUGCGGGCUUCAGCGAUUACAUCGCGUAACGAUCACGUGACAACAAAAUGGACCAAUGCGGAGUUCGUUCAGAACGGUAUAUCUACUGUAACAGACUUAUAUGCAAUAAUCCGUGCUACGUGUAUGUGUAAUAUUUAAACAUUUUCUUAUAUAUAUAUAUAUAUAUAUAUAUAUGCAUUACUAACAAAAA